AGUCGGCCGGGUGUGGCUCCCCUCAGAAGCUAUCGGCUGAGCUCCACAGAGCUCCACACCAGCUCAGCCCCAGCCGGACCGUCAGAGGGAACGAGGACACCUCUGAGCCCGCGAGCACGAUUGGUGCCUCUCAGGAAGAUGCGGGCGCUCGUGCUGCUGCUCGCCGUGGCAGGCACCUGCCUGGUGGAAGCUGCAGCCAGUUCCAACGCUGCCCCACUGGACCCCCCCGGCGUGCUGCUCACCCACCGGCGCCAGAAGAGAGACUGGAUUUGGAACCAGAUGCACAUCGAUGAAGAGAAAAACACCUCGCUACCCCAUUAUGUGGGCAAGAUCAAAUCGAGUGUGAACAGCAAGAACGCAAAGUACGUGCUCAAAGGAGAAUCUGUGGGCAAGGUGUUCCAGGUCAGUGAGGACACAGGGGACGUGUAUGCCUUUGAGAGGCUGGACAGGGAGAAGAUCUCUGAGUACCACCUCACAGCCCUAGUGGUAGACAAGGACACCAAGAAGAACCUAGAGUCUCCUUCCAGCUUCACCAUCAAAGUUCAUGACGUGAAUGACAACUGGCCUGUGUUCACGCACCGGCUGUUCAAUGCAUCUGUGCCAGAGAUGUCAGCUGUGGGGACCUCAGUCCUCCGCGUGACAGCAGUUGAUGCAGAUGAUCCCACUGUGGCAGACCACGCCUCUGUCAUGUACCAGCUCCUGAAGGGAGAAGAAUAUUUUGCUAUUGAUAAUUCCGGCCUCAUUUUCACGACAACCAAAAACUUGGACCGAGAGACGCAAGCCAAGUAUGAGAUCGUGGUGGAAGCACGAGAUGCCCAGGGCCUCCGUGGGGAGUCAGGCACAGCCACAGUACUGGUCAACCUGAAGGACAUCAAUGACAAUUUCCCCACCUUCACCCAGACCAAGUACAUAUUUGCCGUGCCUGAAGACAUCCGUGUGGGCAGCUCCUUGGGCUCUCUGUUCGUUGAGGAUUCAGAUGAGCCCCAGAAUCGGAUGACCAAGUACAGCAUCGUGCAGGGUGAAUACAGGGACACCUUCACCAUCGAGACGGACCCCAACCACAAUGAGGGCAUCAUCAAGCCCAUGAAGCCCCUGGACUAUGAAUACAUUAAGCAGUACGUCUUCACCAUCGAGGCCACAGACCCCACCAUCAACCUCCACUACCUGAGCAGUGUCUCCAUCCAAAAAACAGCCCGCGUCAUCAUCAACGUCACAGAUGUGGACGAGCCCCCCAACUUCCACCAGCCCUUCUACCACUUCCAGCUGCGGGAGAACCAGAAAAAACCUCUGAUUGGCUCGGUGACGGCCACAGACCCCGAUGCAGCUCGGCGGAGCAUUGGAUAUUCCAUCCGCAAGACCAGUGACAAGGGUCAGUUCUUCCGAAUAACCAAGCAAGGGAACAUCUACAAUGAGAAAGAACUGGACAGAGAAAUCUACCCUUGGUAUAACCUGACAGUGGAGGCUAAAGAACUGGAUUCUAGUGGGUACCCCACAGGCAAAGAAUCCAUCGUGCAAGUCUACAUCGAAAUUAUGGACGAGAACGACAACCCUCCAGAGUUCGCCCAGCCCUAUGAACCCAGAGUGUGUGAGAACGCUGCCCAGGGCAAGCUGGUCGUGCAAAUCUCGGCAAUAGACAAGGACGUAACACCACGAGAUGUGAAGUUCAGAUUCUCCCUGGGCACUGAGGACAGCAACUUCACCCUCACAGAUAAUCACGAUAACACAGCCAACAUCACCGUCAAGUACGGCCAGUUCGACCGGGAGCGUGCCAAGGUCCACCACCUGCCUGUGCUCAUCUCAGACAAUGGGAGGCCAAGCCUCACAGGCACCAGCACGCUGGUCGUGACCAUUUGCAAGUGCAACGAGCACGGCGAGUUCACCUACUGCGAGGAGAUGGCGGCGCAGGCAGGUGUCAGCAUCCAGGCGCUGGUGGCCAUCUUCCUCUGCAUCCUCACCAUCACAGUGAUCACCCUGCUCAUCUUCCUGCGGCGGCGGCUGCGGAAGCAGGCCCGCGCCCACGGCAAGAGCGUGCCCGAGAUCCACGAGCAGCUGGUCACCUACGACGAGGAGGGCGGCGGCGAGAUGGACACCACCAGCUACGACGUGUCGGUGCUGCACUCGGCGCGGCGCGGCGCCCCGCCCCCGCGGCCGGCCCUGUACGCGCAGGUGCAGAAGCCGCGCCCGGCGCCCGCGGUGCACGCCGGGCCGGGGGAGAUGGCCGCCAUGAUCGAGGCGAAGAAGGACGAGGCGGACCGCGACGGCGGCGGCCCGCCCUACGACACGCUGCACAUCUACGGCUACGAGGGCGCCGAGUCGGUGGCCGAGUCGCUCAGCUCGCUGGGCUCCGGGGCCUCCGACGCGGACGUCGACUACGACUUCCUCAGCGACUGGGGCCCGCGCUUCAGGAUGCUGGCCGAGCUGUACCGCGCGGAGCCCCCGCAGGAGCUGCCCUACUAGGGCGGCGGCGCGC
Molecule: messenger RNA, 2470 nt
Organism: Nyctereutes procyonoides (raccoon dog)
Lineage: Eukaryota; Metazoa; Chordata; Mammalia; Carnivora; Canidae
Gene: CDH5
Product: cadherin 5
Exons: 12
Coding region: 139-2457 (772 amino acids)
Biological process (GO): regulation of establishment of cell polarity; cell morphogenesis; adherens junction organization
Cellular component (GO): plasma membrane; bicellular tight junction; adherens junction
Molecular function (GO): calcium ion binding; cadherin binding
Source: RefSeq, a predicted model, not a curated record